This is a messenger RNA of Serendipita indica DSM 11827, 3750 nucleotides long. Lineage: Eukaryota; Fungi; Basidiomycota; Agaricomycetes; Sebacinales; Serendipitaceae. The record is from the annotation of a GenBank genome assembly.
AUGCCGCUAUUCCAGCGCGUCUUUGUCAAAAAGGACAAGUCGACAAACACGCUCCAGACGCCCUCUGUGACCUCGAGUGUUGGCCGGACUCCUUCAAAUUCGUCUCAGCAGUCGUCGGAUUAUGUCCUCCCAGACCUCAACACUCCGCCCGACGCCAAUGGCGAGCAUCCACGCUCCCACUCGCCCUCGCCGUCGAAACAACUCGGUGCCUACGCGAGCUCGACGACAAAGAGUUUGGGAUCCUCUUCACGGUCCAGGCUCGCCAUGCCUGGCUUUAAACGCAAGCAGACGGCUCCAGACAAAGAGCCUACAAGCCCCCGUGCGUCGUGGUCCGAGCCGCUAGACUCACCGCCGUCGCGCUCGUCCGUGUUCAACAAUUCGUUUGGUCGCACUUCCUCUUCCCAGUCUCUCCCAGGCUCAUCCUCCAGGCAUCUGGAGCCACCUCCACAGUUGCCGCCGAUUCGGCUUCGCGACAAUUCUCCAGCCCGGCGAUCACCGGUCCACCAGACUCUUCCGAUCCCAAAAACACCUGAGAUGCGCACUUCUAAUACCGUCAAAGUCUUCAACUGGGGCUCAAAGCCCACAAAGGUCACAAAAGCACCGCAGCUUGACCUUCACAUUCCCUCGACCACCUCCGAUCCAUUGGAUUCAUUUAAUCUCAAAUCAUUCAGACCUGUCCGACCCGCUUCUCCUUCCAAUGCGCUCGAUCUCAAUCUUCCCCCAUCAUUGCUCGACCAACCCUUGCACCAAUCCCCCCAUCAUUCCCCUUCCUCCCUAGUGCCUCCCUCACCGAUUGGCACCCGUCCACGCGGAACGUCACAAGCCUCGGAUUCCUCACCAAAAAUGACCGUGGCCCAAUUCCGCCAGGCCCAGGCAGAGUCUGCAAAGAAUCGCAGUUCGGUACAUUUACCAGUCCCCGACCAUCCUUCAGACGGUAUGCCGCCAGGAAACGUGCCCUUGCACGUCAACCUACGACCCGUCAGCCCGAACCCUGCUACGCUUCCACCGGGAGCAAAGAACGCAGAAGGAGGAGCGGCGAGUGGCAAUGAAAGUGGUGGCGAGGGGUCACUCUCACGACCCGCGAGACUGGGCCCGCCGCAACCCAUAGGUCGAUCUUCCCCUAUCCCACGAGAACGCACCCCCGUCGGCACCUCAUCGCCGGUCCAACCACGACCAGGCUCUCGUGCACAGACACCGAAUGGGACUCGCUUGUCCGCCAAAUGGAUGCUCUCCGACACGUCUGACUCGGACCCGAGUAGUGGCGCCGAGAGCGAUGAGGAUACGGAACGACAGCGAGCUGGACGACCUUUGCGAAAGCCGCCGCUUAUUGGAGAUUUGAACAAGCUAAAGGGGAGGAAUUCGCCGCAGCCUUCUGGAAAUUUUCCCUCGUCGUUUGCUUCUUCAACUUCUUUGCGUGCUGGUCUCUCUGGUGCGCAAUCAGAGUUGGGUCAUGGAAGUACGACUACUUUAAAUCGUCCUUCGCAAUCCAUCACUCCUCCCAAGGCGCCAACACCCAACUCUAAUCGCAAUUCACCCUCUCCCGCGCCGUCGCCCAACGCCAAUAUCAAACCAGGACAGUAUAGCGCCCCAAGAGGAUCAAUGGACACUGAAGAAUCGGUUGAUGUGUGGUCCAACACUCACUCUGUUGUGCACUCUACCAUGGGUUCACAAGAACAGCUGCGAGGUGGGACACGCUCUGAGCUCGGACACGGAUUGUCACCAAGCUCUCGGGCUUCUGGACCUCGUCGUGUGCCACUUGGGCAAUCGACGUCGAGUCCUCACACACCAUCCAGAUCUCUUUCUGCAAAUGUAUAUGUCCCAACACCGAGCUCGUUUAGUGGGAAGAGCAAUGUUCGAAAAGCGACUCUACCGCCUCCAGAGACGGAUACAGAGGAAGACGAGAGCAAGCAGGUGACUUCGGACGAUGAUGCUCCACUUUCGGCCCUGGUACCCCCUCGUAGACCUGGAUCAGCUCUUUCCAGUCACCGCUCAGGCUCCCCAGUCGGUUCGGCCACCAACCUUCCGCUGAGAACAGUAUCGCCUGCUCGAAAUCAGACGGCAUCCCCGUCUCCGGCGAGGAGCGCGCAGACGCAGACUGGACCCAAAGUAAUACCUCGCGCAUCGGACAAUAGCGCCACCAUCUCGAAAACGUCUAGCAAUCUCGCGCGCUCCAGAGCCAACUCGUCGGCCACAAUGCUCCCUGACAAGCAAGACUUAGAGCCCAGUUCACCGACGACGACGACACGAGGUCGAAGGUCUCUUGCAGACUUGUUUACUGCGUCGCCUUCGUCCUCGCCGUCACCUAGAGCGGGUGACCCACCCGGUGUCGCGCCUUCUCCCAAGUCCAAGUCGUCGAGUCAGGAGGAAGUUGUCAAGACGAAUCCACCCCCGACGAAAUCCAUUUUAAAGUCUGGUUCAUCUCAGACGUUGUUGACACCCUCGACGACGACGCCUCAUGCUCGCGACCCCAAGACUACCGCGUCGGCGCCAUCAAGGCCUGGACCGACCGCGAUACAGCGGAAUCCGAAUCAAUUUAACCGACCGUUGCUUCGCGAGGACAGCCCGGCGAGCUCGAUUGGAAACUCGAGUCUUGGUCCACCCAUGACGCCGCAGACGGGGAGCGACGCUGGCGUGAGCGUGAGGAAUUCUGUCGUCUCGAGUUCGAGUGGCUCGUCUAAUGGGCCAACGAGAGCGAGAGCGAAUGGUGCUCAUAGGAGGAGUGUAUCGUUUGAGGAUGAUCCGGUGUAUCAGCCCGUCAAGAGUGGACAUCGUCGAGAGCCGAGUGAGAUGAAUCUUGGUGCACGAGGACGGGCGAAUACGGCAGAGGAGCAGCGGAAUGAACGAAGGCGGUCCGAGGCCAAGGCUGCUAUCGAGUUGGGCAAGGUUGUCAAUGGUCCUGUGUCGAUAGACCCAGAAGAAGUCAAUCAAGAUCAGCCUUCAUUUUUCCCGAAUCAAAUGCAGAAUUGGGCACAGUGGCAACAGAUGCAACAGAUGCAACAGAUGCAACAACAAAUGCAGCAACAAAUGCAGGCAAUGUCAAUGGGAUUCGGAUCUGGGACGCCUCAGCCGGGGACGCCAUUUGGGAUGAAUCCCAUGAUGUCGAUGAACAUGGGCAACAUGAUGAACUCGCCACAAAUGUUCAAUCCGAUGAUGCAGCAAGGGAUGGGAUUCUCCAUGCCGCCUGUGCCGCCCAUGCCUCCGAUGAUGGGAGUGGGCAUGGAUCCGUCGACGAUGAUGGCGCAUCAGCAAGCGAUGAUGUUUGCCAAGCAAGCUUAUCAACUCGCUGUCGCGCAACAGGCCAUGGCGGCUGCUGGAGACGAGUGGGAGCGGGCGAGCAAUAUGGGUGGAUUCUCUGGAUCACCGACGCGUCCACCGACGCUACUUGGUAUGCCUACGGGAAGUGUCUAUGGAGGCUCUACGCUCGGAAUCUCUCCCUCUCUCGGCUUGGGACUAGGGAUGGGCAUGGGUUCGGGCGGGAGUGUCUGGGGUGGCUCCGUCUAUGGAGAGACAUUUGGACCAUCUCAGUAUCCUCAACGGUUGGCGCAAAAUAGCAAUGGUGCUGGUGCUGGUGCUGGUGCUGGUGCUGGACUAGCUUUUCCUACAAGUGAUUCGGGCGAGGCCGAGCGUGGGGAUCGACCUCAGCCUCGACAGCGUACGAUGACGGCGCCGUCGUCUUCGGUGCCUCCUGCACACCUUCGAGGUGCGGGAGCACCUCCAUUACCUCCACCUUCGAGUUGGAGACCGAAUUAG